Hibiscus syriacus is the source of this 476-nucleotide messenger RNA. RefSeq names its product RING-H2 finger protein ATL18-like. Gene Ontology annotation, biological process: protein ubiquitination. Lineage: Eukaryota; Viridiplantae; Streptophyta; Magnoliopsida; Malvales; Malvaceae. The record is from RefSeq and is a predicted model, not a curated record. The coding region runs from base 1 to 468 and encodes 155 amino acids. The transcript has a single exon. Gene Ontology annotation, molecular function: ubiquitin protein ligase activity.
AUGAUUUCUCUAAUGUUUUCUAACUCGGGUUCAUGCAUGGCGGCCCUGAUUUUCUACACUUGUGUGUGGAUCCCGUAUCUUCAGUUCAAGAGCCUCGUUUCGAGCCUGCUGGUUAUCGUCUUCCCGCGGUCUCAGUCGGAGCGGGGGUUCCCGACGACUGGUGUUUGCCUCCCGGCUGCGAGGUUUGAAGAUUUGAAGCUUUCCGGCGGUGGCGACGGAGAUGAUGAUGGCGCGGUCUGCGCCGUUUGUUUGGCGGAGUUCGAUGACGGAGACGUUGUUAGCCGAAUCGAGAAAUGCCGGCAUGUUUUUCACAUGGAUUGCAUUGAGAAAUGGAUGGAAAGGGAUCACUUCACUUGCCCACUUUGCAGAUCUUUCUUGUUUCAUAAUGUGGUUUCUUCUCAUGCAAAAUGUGGAGACUUUGCUCCACACACAGAUUCUCACUUGGUUUCUUCAUGGCUUUCGUUCUGAUUUUUUUU